Molecule: messenger RNA, 1575 nt
Organism: Mugil cephalus (flathead mullet)
Lineage: Eukaryota; Metazoa; Chordata; Actinopteri; Mugiliformes; Mugilidae
Product: apolipoprotein A-IV-like
Exons: 4
Coding region: 129-896 (255 amino acids)
Biological process (GO): high-density lipoprotein particle assembly; cholesterol biosynthetic process; phospholipid efflux
Cellular component (GO): extracellular region; high-density lipoprotein particle; chylomicron
Molecular function (GO): phospholipid binding; phosphatidylcholine-sterol O-acyltransferase activator activity; cholesterol binding
Source: RefSeq, a predicted model, not a curated record
UGGCAGGGACUCCUGGACUUUGGGCUCUCGACUAUAACUGUCAUCUGACUUCAGUAUAUAUACACGGAAGCACAGGUCCGAACUAAAUCCUGACAGAUACACGAGCCCCAAAGCAGCACAUUGCAGUCAUGAAGGCGUUUGUAGUGCUAGCCGUUGCAGUGCUCUCUGGCUGCCAUGCCAACCUCUUCUAUGCUGAUGCGCCCAAACCACAGCUGGAGGUGGUGACUGAUGCUUUCUGGGAAUAUGCUGAAAAAGCCACCCGGACAGCAGACGACACCCUCCAGAUGAUCAGAAAGUCACCAAUAGGACAGGAAAUUAAUGCCCGUCUGACAGAAAGCGCUGACAUGGCCAGCAAAUAUGCAGUGACCCUGCAAGAGCAGCUUCCCCCUGCAGCCCAGGACCUGAUGACCAAGAUCACCACAGAAGCUGAUGUGUUGAAAAAUGUGCUGACCCAGGAGCUGACUUCUGUCAGGGGCAAGUUGGAGCCCUACACUGAGGACAUGAAGGCCCAGAUCCAGCAGAGAGUGGAGCAGCUUAAACAGGAAGUGGCACCCUAUGCAGACUCCCUGGACUCUGAAGCCCUCAGGACCACCCUGAUGCAGAGGAGUGAGGAGCUAAAGACCAGUCUGGAGCAGAGUGUCAAGGACCUGCAGGCUCAGCUGGGCCCCUACACAGAUGACCUGAAGCAGAAGGUGGACCAGCACCUGAAGCGCUUCCAAAAAAGCGUUUCCCCCAUGACUGAGAAGGUCCAGCUGGAGUUGAGUCAACGGGCCAGUCUGGUGAAAAAAAUGGUGGCCCCCUACGCCGAGGACCUGAGGGAAAAGCUUGACCCAUACGCCCAGGACCUCCAAGCCCAGCUCAUGUCCCUCUACCAGUCCUUUGUCAACGCCAACUAAGUCAACCUCCACCAGCAAUAUCAUGUACCAAGACCCUGGCCUUGUUGGUCUACCUCUGUUUGAAGCAUGGCAUGCAGUAAUUUAAAUAGCUGACUAUAUGCACAGCCACAACAUAAUAUUUAUUGCUUAGUGCAAACAUUUCAAACCUUGCACUUGUUGAAGAUGUAUAUACUUAGUUUUUAUUGUGUGUUGUGAAGUUAGAAACUGUGACCUUUUUUGUAAUUUGUAAGUUAUCUAAAAUAAAAUGACGAAUCUGGAAACCAUAAACUAGGCCAAUCAUUUUCUCUUUAAAGAAUGUAUAGAUCCAUGAGGACGUUCAUCACAAAAAGUCUUCUCGCUAGACAAUAACUAAACACAGGGAAAAGUCUCCCGUACGGUCACAAGCCACAGUUAAACGUGCUGCUUCUCCCCUGGGAGGUAGCUCGUAUUUUCUCUUGUCUUAGCAUGUCCUGGUUCCUGUCACAGUUUUGUCUCCUGUUUUUUUCCAGAGGUGAGGCGGAUUAAUUCUUGUCUCAUCUACCUGUCAACGCUUGCCAUAAAACUGCACUUUACAUGUGUCCAAAACAAUACUGUAAUAAACACAGAUGACAAAUGUGAUGUGGUGAGGUCUAGAGAUGAUCUAACCCCCCUAGAUUAUACACCGACAUCUGGUUACAAUAAAUAUAUUUUUUUUGUGUAA